AUGAGGCGAGCGCCGGCCGCCGAGCGCCUCUCCGAGCUGGGCUUUCCCCCGUGGCGCGGCCGCCAGGAGCCGCCUUUUCCGCUGGGUGUCGCUCGGGGGUGGGGAGGAUGGCCCAUUGAAAAGCGCCGCGAGGGGGUCCGGCCAGUGCCCUUCGGUGAGCGCACGCAAGAGGACUGCGCAGGCUGGGCAGCUCGCGGCUCCGGGACCUUGCGGCGCAUUAGGACGCGGCUGCCCCUCUGCCGGGACCCCGAGCCGCCGCCGCCGCUCUGCCUCCUGCGUGUGAGCCUACUCUGCGCGCUCCGGCCGGGCGGCCGUGGGAGCCGCUGGGGCGAGGACGGCGCGCGGCUGCUGCUGCUGCCCCCGGCCCGGGCGGCUGGAAGCGGAGAGGCCGAGCCGAGCGGCGGCCCCCCUUAUGCCGGGAGGAUGCUCGAGAGCAGCGGAUGCAAGGCGCUGAAGGAGGGCGUGCUGGAGAAGCGCAGCGACGGGCUGCUGCAGCUCUGGAAGAAAAAGUGCUGCAUCCUCACCGAGGAGGGGCUGCUGCUCAUCCCGCCCAAGCAGCUGCAACACCAGCAGCAGCAACAGCCCGGGCAAGUGACGGCCGAGCCGUCCCAACCCAGCGGCCCCGCUGUCGCCGGCCUUGAGCCUCCGGUCAAGCUCAAAGAACUGCACUUUUCCAACAUGAAGACCGUGGACUGCGUGGAGCGCAAGGGCAAGUAUAUGUACUUCACUGUGGUGAUGGCGGAGGGCAAGGAGAUCGACUUUCGGUGCCCGCAGGACCAGGGCUGGAACGCCGAGAUCACGCUGCAGAUGGUGCAGUACAAGAACCGUCAGGCCAUCCUGGCGGUCAAGUCCACGCGGCAGAAGCAGCAGCACCUGGUCCAGCAGCAACCCCCGCAGCCGCAAAUCCAGCCCCAGCCUCAACCCCAACCCCAUCAAGCCCAGCCUCAGCCUCAGCCCCAACCCAAGCCUCAGCCCCAGCAGCUCCACCCAUACCUGCAUCCUCAUCCUCAUCCGCACCCGCACGCUCAUCCACACCAACUACAGCACCCGCACCAACAACCGCACUCGCAGCCGCACGGCCACCGGCUUCUCCGCAGCACCUCCAACUCUGCCUGAAGGGGGCAGCACCAGGACCAGACAAGGUUUUGAGAACUUGAGGAAGUGGGACAAGCACAUUUCUGUUGUCUUCACUUGGAUCAAAAGCAAGAGCGUCCCCGCCCCACACCAGUUCAAGUAGUUUGGAC
This is a messenger RNA of Castor canadensis (American beaver), 1244 nucleotides long. It is a transcript of the gene Phlda1, whose product is annotated as pleckstrin homology like domain family A member 1. Gene Ontology annotation, biological process: positive regulation of apoptotic process. Lineage: Eukaryota; Metazoa; Chordata; Mammalia; Rodentia; Castoridae. The record is from RefSeq and is a predicted model, not a curated record. Gene Ontology annotation, cellular component: nucleus. Gene Ontology annotation, molecular function: phosphatidylinositol phosphate binding.